CACAACGCAUACAGACCGAACGCGUCCGCGCGCGUUUCUGUUGCGCGCUCCGCCCAUCGACGCGGUAACCUGCACGAGACGCCGGACGCGAUGCCACGCGCGCUGCCGCGGAACUAGGAGACACGCCGUGAGUGCGCGCGCCGCUCGGCAGGUGGCGCGGAGGUGCAGCGCUGCUUUUGGACCCACAGCCUUCGAGGACCCCUGGCUGUGCAAAAUGCCCCGUGGUGUGAUUCUGCAGCUGUGCCUGAUGGCGGGGGUCAGCCUAUGGACCAACGCCACGCCCCUCCCCCCACACAGUUCGGGGGUGCUGCCCCUUGCGGAGCAGCUCGGGCAAAGGAAGGCCAAAGAGUCUGUGCUGGAGCAACGGCCGACGGGGGGAGGUGAACCUGUCGCCACGCCCGCCACGCCCUUCACGCCAUCUAGCCCGGCAGCAGCCAGUGAGAUGGGGUCAAAUCCCACUAAUAGCUGGUCUCCUGAGUUACAAAUGAGUGAGCCACAAGGUUCAAGCUCAGGGGCAGGUGGCCUCGCUGGACGCCGUGGAGGAAGCGAGGCCCCACGCGUGUCUGUAAAGGUGAGCGCAUGGGGGGAUCGCGAGCAGGUAGCACAGGAAAUGGGCAAAGAAAACUCCAGAGGGGGUAAGUUGGAUGCUGCGGGACUCGGGUCCUCAACUGUAGCUACUUCGGGGUUCCAUGCUACAGAAGGGUAUCGACACAACUCGCCACCGGUAGCCGAGGACCAAAUGGCCCGAGGAGGGGUGCAUACAGCUGCACCGAGAACCACUAGCUCACCGCAGAUGAGACUGGCUGUGGUGAAAUACCCUGGGGAGCCCAGGAAAGUAGGAGGAGCCUCAGAGCAGGGUCAUGAACACCAGCUCCUCAGGCAGGAGGCGCCAGCACUAGAGAGGGACGAGAAGGGGGCCAGGGGUGCUGACGAAGUCCUCAUGGAGCCGCCCACUGCCCUCCUCGGGGAGGAACCCUGCGGUCAAACCGCUGGCACCGUGGAACCGAAGAAGGCGGGGCUCGGGGAGGACCUCGGCCCCCGAGGGUCUGCAGCGCUGGAGGACCUCCAGCUUCCUGGUGCACCAGGGGCCCCGGCGCCAUCGUACAGCUCUGCGCCGUCACACUUUGCGGCCAGCAGCGCACAUGCGGAGAGUGGCUUGGGAGACACGGGCCACAGCCUCGAACCCUUGCGCACAGGCCUCCCUUUGUCCCAGGAUGAAGCAGGGACUGUGGGUGGGAUGCCGCCUGGGGCCAUGCCCACCGCACCAGCGGGGGGCGCUGUGGCCGGGUCCCACGGAGCGUCUGCGUUGCAGGACGGGAACUGGAGCGCAUUGCCCGAGAAGGGAGCGGUCACCGCCGUCACCCUCCCCUUGUCGACGUCUCCUCCCAUGGGACCACCAAAGGAGGUGACGGCAGCUGUAGACGCUCCCACCUCCUCCUACUCCGCGAAGACUCAAGUCCCUCUUCUGACAGAGGGGCCUUCUGCGCCGUGGCAGACUUCUGGCACUGAGCUCUCAGACACAGUGAGCCUUUCUCAGCUGCAACCCCUCACAGCGCCCCCUCCGGGACCCCCGCUGGACUAUGGGAGCCUUGAAUCUGAGGAUCUUGGCGUGAUUAAGAGUCCACCUGGUGCUACAGAAACCUCUACAGUGGGCAGUGAUGCAGUAAGCGCUGCCAGUGUACCCUUCCGCACAAGCCCGACCGCAGUAACCAGCCUUUCCCUGCCCAAGUCCAAGUCAGGUCUGGAAGAGCUGGAGUCCGAAGAGGAGCACGACGAGGAUGACGAGGAUACAGAGGAGUCUGAGGAAGAGGAGAGCCAAGAGGACACGGAAGAGACCCCAACCCCUGCACCUCACGCCUACAGCCACGUCCCGUACCACCUUUACUCCAACUCGAUUUGGGUGCAGCGCCACCAGGGACUGGUGCGCAGCUGGGUGGAGAAGAUCCGAGACAAGGCAGGAUACGUGUCGGGGAUGUUGGCCCCCGUGGGCAUCGGCGUUGCGGGGGCCCUCUUCAUCCUGGGAGCUCUCUAUAGCAUCAAGGUGAUGCACCGCAAGAGGAGGAGCAGCUUCAAACACCAGAGGAGGAAGCACAGGGAGACGACCAGCAGGCAGGACCGAGUGAUGCUGCUGGCUGACAGCUCCGAGGAUGAGUUCUGAACCCUCCUGUCUGCACCCUGUCCAGCAAGAGCCAUGUCUUCAUUGCAGAGCCACUCCUCCCCUUUAAUAUACCCUCAUCUGGACACUAAACUGCAUGCCAGAAAAGGAAAAUGAAAGAAGGCGUAUUCCCCUGGAUUCAAGCCGCAUUGUGACCAGUGCCAGCAGUGGGCAGAGCCCCUCCAAAACGGUUUGUCAUAGCCAGCGAUAUUAAGCUGUCAAUGCGUCCCGCAGCAGCUAACUGACAGUUAUGGACCAAAUGCAUCAAUAUUAAUAUGCAGUGGAAUGAGUAAAGUGCUGCUGUGUUUCCACAACAAUACACACACACGGUCUGAAACCAUCUGUCCCGAGUGGGGUCGCGGUGAACCAGAGCCUAACCUGGCAAUACAGGGUGCAAGGUUGGAGGGGGAGGGGACGCACCCAGGACGGGAAGCCAGUCCAUCACAAUGCACCCCAAGCAGGACUCGAACCCCAGACCCGCCACGCCCCCUCCAUUAUAAUACCGUAUAGUGAAAUAAGCCUGGUAAUGACGUUUGUUGCGAAUGCUGUAGGUGCUGGACACCGGUUGUUUACGGACUCUCCCAGCUAGUAGGGUUGCACAAAGAAAAUGUAGAUAUUUAUCACAGCAGGUGGUGAGUUCUCAGCCUGGCUACUUAACAAUCACGCUUGUUUCUAGUAUAAUGGUGGGGGUCAUCAGUUUCCUUUUUUAAUGCCCAGAAUGUGCUUUUAUAGGCCGAAUUAACAAUUUCUUUUUGUCUCCUUCCCCGUCAUUUCCCAGCUACACAGGCUUUUAUUUUCCUCAUGUAUGCACACGCACACACAUUUUCUGAGCCGCUUGUCCCAUCCGAGGUCGUGGGGAACCGGAGCCUAC
This is a messenger RNA of Scleropages formosus (Asian bonytongue), 3026 nucleotides long. It is a transcript of the gene armh4, whose product is annotated as armadillo like helical domain containing 4. The coding region runs from base 215 to 2158 and encodes 647 amino acids. Lineage: Eukaryota; Metazoa; Chordata; Actinopteri; Osteoglossiformes; Osteoglossidae. The record is from RefSeq and is a predicted model, not a curated record. The transcript has 8 exons.